UUGUUAGAAGAAGAUGCUUGGCUUGAAGAUAUAAGCAUAGGACAACAGCAGCAACUUGUUCAAGAACAAGUAAAAGAAAAAGAUAAUGAGAAGCAUAUCGUCUUAACGGGGCAGCAAAGGAGACAGAUACAGGAGGGGCCUGUCCCUUCUACUAGCACUUCUUCAGUUGCUGCCUAUUUACAAACACCACAGACAACACAAACGAGAGAAGAAGAAGCAAAGAAAGAACAAGAAGAAGAAGAAGAAGAAGAAGAAGAAGAAGAAGAAGAAGUUGUUGAUGAUGAUGAUGAUGAAGAGUAUCUCCCUCCAGCUAAAAAGCAAAGGGGACAGUUAGGGAUAAGGAAGCGGAGACAGUUAAUUGAGAAGCCGCUGUCUUCUAGAAGAACUGCUGCUGCUGCUCGCUUGCAAACACCACAGACAUCAAAAGGCAGAGGAAGAGUAGCAGCAGCAGCAGCAGCAGCAGCAGAAGAAGAAGAAGAGACAGAAGAAGAAGAGACAGAAGAAGAAGAGACAGAAGAAGAAGAGACAGAAGAAGAAGAAGAGGUUCGUCGGCCUGCACCAAGGAAGCAAAGGAGACACAAGGAGUUAAAGGCUUCAGGGGUUUUAGUUGAAGUGCCUCUGCCUUACAGCAGCAUACCUUCAAUUAGUGCUCUCUUGGAAGCAUCACAUACAUCAGAGAAGAGCGAAGGAGGACGACAAACUGUAGAAGGACAUGAGCAUGCACGUCAGUCUGUCUUAAGAUAUGUAGAAGAAACACUAACAGGCAAGAGUGAAGGUUUAAAAGCAGAAGAUGAAGAUGAAAACCUCUUUAAUAUAUGGCUGGGGGAGCUCGAGUUAGAAGAAAUCCAUAUGGCAGACCUAAUUCGGAGUGAGCCUGCUGCUAGUGCUGCAGCAGAAGCAGCACGCGCAGCAGAAAGAGCAGCAGCAGCAGCAGCUGCUGCUGCUGCUGGUGCUGGUGCUGCAGCAGCUGGUGCUGCUGCAGCAGCUGGUGCUGGUGCUGCAGCAGCUGGUGCUGGUGCUGCAGCAGCUGGUGCUGCUGCAGCAGCUGGUGCUGCUGCAACAUGGGGACGGAGAGAAGAAGGUACAGAUGCAGAGACAGAGUCAAUAGCAGAAUCAGCAGCAGAGACAGAGACAGCAGCAGAAUCAACAGCAGAUACAGAGACAGCAUCAGAGGCAGUAGCAGAGAUAGAGACAAUAGCAGCAGAAUCAGCAGCAGAUAUAGAUACAGCAGCAGAAUCAACAGCAGAGACAGAGACAGCAUCAGAGGCAGCAGCAGAGAUAGAGACAAUAGCAGAAUCAAUAGCAGAUACAGAGGCAGCAGCAGAAUCAAUAGCAGAUCCAGAGACAGCAGCAGAAUCAAUAGCAGAUACAGAGACAGCAGCAGAAUCAACAGCAGAGACAGAGACAGCAUCAGAGGCAGCAGCAGAGACAGAGACAGCAUCAGAGGCAGCAGCAGAGACAGAAGACACAGAGGUGGUGCAUUUGCUUGUAGGAGACAUAUCAGGAGACAGUUCUUCUCCCCUUUCAAUAAUGGAGACACCAGAAGCAGCAGCAGCAGCACCAGCACCAGCAGAAUCAGCAGCAGCAGCAGAAUCAGCAGCAGAAUCACUAGCAGCAACAGCAGCAGGAGCAGCAGCAGAGGUGCUGUCUGCAGGAGCCGCAGCAGCAGCGCAACCUUCUAAACCCCCGGGGCCCCCUCACGGUGUAAUUAUUAUACAUCCUUCAGUGUCUCAGUCUGAAGCAACAGACGAAGAAAAAAGAAUACGGGCAGGAGCAACCUCAAAGAGAAGGAGAAGGACGCCUCGAUAUCUAGCUUAUUUAGUUCAGACGCCUACUACCUAUCUUCUUUGGAGUCAAGAGAUCGAAGACUUCCUGGGACAUUCAGCUAUUUUUCUCGCUUCUGUACCUCUUCAACAGAUGCCGCAGCAGGAAGAGCAGCAGCAGCAGCAGCAGCAGCAGCAGCAGCAGUAUGAGGAGGAGGGGCAGCAGCAGCAGCAGCAAUACGAGCAGCAACUACGUCGGCGUAUGAACCUUAAGACACAUCCAUUUUAUAGACUUCCUGAAGUUGAAAAGGAUGCAAAAAUACAGUUUUUGCUGCAAGUGAAGUACUUGGUGCAGCAGCAAGAAGACAUGAGUGGCUUCAUUAUGUAUUAG
Molecule: messenger RNA, 2154 nt
Organism: Eimeria acervulina
Lineage: Eukaryota; Apicomplexa; Conoidasida; Eucoccidiorida; Eimeriidae
Exons: 3
Source: RefSeq, a predicted model, not a curated record